This is a messenger RNA of Diabrotica virgifera virgifera (western corn rootworm), 1624 nucleotides long. RefSeq names its product probable cytochrome P450 12a5, mitochondrial. Bases 71 to 1564 code for a protein of 497 amino acids. The transcript is spliced from 7 exons. NCBI's taxonomy places the organism in Eukaryota, Metazoa, Arthropoda, Insecta, Coleoptera, Chrysomelidae. The record is from RefSeq and is a predicted model, not a curated record. Gene Ontology annotation, molecular function: heme binding; iron ion binding; monooxygenase activity.
UCGCUCUGGACCACUUAAAUAUCAUAGGCGGGAUUUGCUUGUGAUUACCGGUGAUUCACAUGGUCUAUGAAUGAACCAGAAGAGCAUAGUUUUCAUAUUUUUCGCCUCGUACCCUUCUGAUUCGUUUAAAGGGGACAUUUUUGAACAGGAAUCCACAGAGAACCCGAAUCAGAAAAUUUUUCACACCGCGGCGGCCUCACAGCAUGGACUAAAUAGUUGCCCAAAUGCUCUGGCGCUAUGUUUGGAAUGUUUUCAAAAAAGUCACCAAGGCAAAUAUAAGUCGGAAAGAUUGACUGAGGCUGUUGAAGAUAUUAAAAAACAAUUAGGUCCAAUUUUCCGUUUAAAUUUGGGUGGUACAAAUAUUGUGAUCACUACAAAUGCUGACGAUGCUGAAACUAUGUUUAGAAAUGAAGGUAUUAGACCUGGAAGACCUCCUUUUCUAGCACUUCAUCAUUAUCGCAAGAAACGUUUUAACAGUGUAGGAGUUGUUCCUGGUAAUGGUGAAGAAUGGUAUAAAUUUAGAGGAGGCGUUAAUCCUUUACUGAAGGUUAACCUGAUUGAUUCUUUUAAAAAGGAGCAACAAGAUAUUGCUGAAAAGUUUGUUAUUUAUAUUAGAAAGGAGAUGGAUCAAGAUAAGGUUGUCUAUAAUAUUCUUGAGCACCUAUUGAAAUUUGCUAUUGAAGCCAUAUCAGUUGUUUGCCCUGGAUACAGAUUCCGUUGUAUAUCUGGGCAGGAUAAACAAGCCGAAGAGAUAAUCCAUGCUAGCAAGGAGUUUUUAGAUGGACUUUACAAGACACUUAUUGGUCCUCCAAUAUGGAAAGUGUUUGAAACUUCUGGAUAUAAGCAGUUAAAAACUUCUCAUGAAUUUAUCUAUAGGAGUUUGGAACAAAUUUUAAAAUCUCUUAAAAAGAUAUAUGACACUCAUCCCGAAUCUUUAAAGAAAACUCAUCCAUAUAUGUACACAUUAUUCGAUAAUAAAAAAUUUACGCAAGAUGACCGCAACAUGUUAGCAAUAGAAGUGUUUUUAGGGGGAAUUGACACAACAGCUACAACCUUAGCUCUCACUAUGUUCUAUUUUGCACAAAAUGAAAAUAUCCAAGACAAAGCUCGACAAUCUAUACUUGAUGAUGAUACAUAUUUAAGGGCUUGUUUAAAGGAAACUUUGAGGCUUUCACCUACUGCAGGUGCAAAUAGUAGAUUUCUGGCACAAGACGCUAUUAUUGGAGGCUAUCUCAUACCAAAAAAUACGCUGGUAACUGCAUUUAGUUCGGUGAUGUCAAACAGCUCAGAAUAUUUUGAAUAUCACGAUCAGUACAUUCCAGAUAGGUGGUUAAGAAAUUCGAAUAAAAAAUUCCACAAGUUCGUAUCGUUGCCUUUUGGUUAUGGUCCAAGGAUGUGCCCAGGAAAACGAGUAGCUGAAAUGGAGAUGGUAACUUUGUUGAAAGAGAUUUUAAAAAACUUCCGUUUAGAAGUGAACGACAAGAGGAAAAUGGGUAUGGUGUACAGGAUGAACAGGAUCCCGGAUAGGUCUAUCAAUAUUAAAUUUUUAGAUACAAAUCACUAAAUAUUUAUUAGGUCAUUGUACAACAAUACAUAAUGUCUUAAUAUACAUUUUUAUAUACAA